This is a messenger RNA of Pseudophryne corroboree (corroboree frog), 2937 nucleotides long. Its product is annotated as zinc finger protein 585A-like. Gene Ontology annotation, molecular function: RNA polymerase II cis-regulatory region sequence-specific DNA binding; DNA-binding transcription factor activity, RNA polymerase II-specific. Gene Ontology annotation, biological process: regulation of transcription by RNA polymerase II. NCBI's taxonomy places the organism in Eukaryota, Metazoa, Chordata, Amphibia, Anura, Myobatrachidae. The record is from RefSeq and is a predicted model, not a curated record. The transcript is spliced from 4 exons. Bases 1 to 2937 code for a protein of 978 amino acids.
AUGGCGGACUUCAGCGGAAUGUCUAAGGAUGAUCUGGAGAUCGUGUAUCAGGAGAAGGGUGUGGAUAUCCUUUUUCAACACGUCCAGAAGCAUCAUGAUGGCGGCACUCGUGAGCUUGGUGGAGAUGGACACACAAGCAGGAAUAUCUCAGAAGGACAUCUAAUGUUAUCCCCGGAUUGUGACAUAAAAGAUGACAGUAGACAGGAUUCUCCAGGACCUACUCCCAUUACCCCAAUUAUACAUCCAGCUCUAUCAGCUGAUCCCUCUGAUCCUGGGAGAUGUUCUCCUGAUCCCUCUGAUAUUGGUGCAUCUGUUACAGCUCUAAGAGUAGAUACAGUGUUUCUGUGUUCUAUAGAUGCCAAAUGUUUUACACAGAACACAAAGCUUAUUACCCAUCAGCCUGCUAAGGCAGAUGAGAAGCAAUUUCCAUGUUCUGAGUGUGGAAAAUGUUUUACAUACAAAUCAGGUCUUGUUACACAUGAGAGAAUACAUACAGGUGAGAAACCAUAUUCCUGUUCUGAGUGUGGGAAAUGUUUUACCCAGAAAUCACAACUUAUUACACAUCAGCGAAGUCACACAGGUGAAAGGCCAUUUCCAUGUCCUGAGUGUGGGAAAUGUUUUGCACAUAAAUCAGAUCUUGUUAGUCAUAACAGAAAUCACACAGGUGAGAAGCCAUUUUCAUGUUCUGAGUGUGGGAAAUGUUUUACCUGGAAAUCACAACUUGUUACACAUCUGCAAAGUCACACAGGUGAAAAUCCAUUUCCAUGUUCUGAGUGUGGGAAAUGUUUUACAUAUAAAUCACAACUUGUAAUACAUAAGAGAAUACAUACAGGUGAGAAACCAUAUUCCUGUUCUGAGUGUGGGAACUGUUUUACAUACAAAUCAACUCUUGAUGCACAUAAGAGAAGUCACACAGGUACAUCACCAUUUCCAUGUUCUGAGUGUGGGAAAUAUUUUGCACAAAAAUCACAACUUGCUAGACAUCAGAGAAGUCACACAGGUGAGAAGCCAUUUCCAUGUCCUGAGUGUGGUAAAUGUUUUGCACAAAAUUCAGAUCUUGUUAGUCAUAACAGAAGUCACACAGGCGAGAAUCCAAUUUCUUGCUCUGAGUGUGGGAAAUGUUUUGCCUGGAAAUCACAACUUGUUAAACAUCAGAGAAGUCACACAGGUGAGAAGCCUUUUCCAUGCUCUGAGUGUGGGAAAUGUUUUGCAAACAAAUCAGAUCUUGUUAAACAUAAGAGAAGUCACACAGGUGAGAAGCCAUUUCCAUGUCCUGAAUGUGGGAAAUGUUUUGCACACAAAAGAGAUCUUUUUAAACAUGAGAAAAGUCACACAGGUGAGAAGCCAUUUCCAUGCUCUGAGUGUGGGAAAUGUUUAGCACUCAAAUCAGCUCUUGUUAUACAUCACAGAAGUCACACAGGUGAGAAGCCAUUUUCUUGCUCUGAGUGUGGGAAAUGUUUUGCACUCAAAUCAGCUCUUGUUAUACAUCACAGAAGUCACACAGGUGAGAAGCCAUUUUCUUGCUCUGAGUGUGGGAAAUGUUUUACACAGAAAUCACAUCUUGUUACACAUCAGCAAAUUCACACAGGUGAGAAUCCAUUUUCAUGCUCUGAGUGUGGGAAAUGUUUUGCACUCAAAUCAGCUCUUGUUAUACAUCACAGAAGUCACACAGGUGAGAAGCCAUUUUCUUGCUCUGAGUGUGGGACAUGUUUUACACAGAAAUCACAUCUUGUUAGACAUCAGCAAAGUCACACAGGUGGAAGGCCACUGAUAUGUUCAGAGUGUGGGAAAUGUUUUACAUACAAAUCACAACUUGUUAUACAUCAGAGAAGUCACACAGGUGAGAAGCCAUUUUCUUGCUCUGAUUGUGGGAAAUCUUAUUUAACUAAAUCACAUCUUGUUAUACAUAACAGAAGUCACACAGGUGAGAAGCCAUUUCCAUGUUCUGAGUGUGGGAAAUGUUUUGCACAGAAAUCAGAUCUUGUUAUACAUCACGGAAGUCACACAGGUGAGAAGCCAUUUCCAUGUUCUGAGUGUGGGAAAUGUUUUGCACAGAAAUCACAUCUUCUUAGACAUCAGAGAAAUCAUACAGGUGAGAAGCCAUUUUCUUGCUCUGAGUGCGGGAAAAGUUUUACCUGGAAUUCCAAACUUGUUAUACAUCAGAGAAGUCACACAGGUGAGAAGCCAUUUUCUUGCUCUGAGUGCGGGAAAUGUUUUACACAAAAAUCACAACUUGUUACCCAUCAGCAAAGUCACACAGGUGAGAAGCCAUUUCAAUGUUCUGAGUGUGGGAAAUGUUUUACAUGGAAAUCACAACUUGUUACACAUCAGCAAAGUCACACAGGUGAGAAGGCAUUCUUAUGUUCUGAGUGUGGGAAAUGUUUUGCACACAAAUCAGCUCUUGUUAUACAUCACAGAAGUCACACAGGUGAGAAGCUGUUUUCUUGCUCUGAGUGUGGGAAAUGUUGUGUAAGUAAAUCACAUCUUGUUAUACAUCAGAGAAGUCACACAGGUGAGAAGCCAUUUCCAUGUUCUGAAUGUGAGAAAUGUUGUGUAAGUAAAUCACAACUUGUUAUACAUCUGCGCAAUCACACAGGUGAGAAGCCUUUUCCAUGUUCUGAGUGUGGGAAAUGUUUUGCAUGGAAAUCAGAUCUUGUUAUACAUCACAGAAGUCACACAGCUGAGAAGCCAUUUUCUUGCUCUGAGUGCGGGAAAUGUUUUACACACAAAUCACGACUUGUUACCCAUCAGCAAAGUCACACAGGUGAGAAGGCAUUUCCAUGUUCUGAGUGUGGGAAAGGUUUUGCACACAAAUCACAUCUUGUUAGACAUCAGCAAAGUCACACAGGUGAGAAGCCAUUUUCUUGCUCUGAGUGUGGAAAAUGUUUUACACGGAAAUCUCAUCUUGUUAGACAUCACAGAAGUCACACAGGUUAG